AUGACUAGAUCUAAGGGGGGGAUAGAGGCUCUAUAUGUAAAGAAUGAGGCGGAAUAUGCUCUUCUGGUCACCUAUCUUGGCAGUGUUGUAGCAUUAUUCAGGCGAGCUGGUAGGCCGGGCUCCGAUAUUCUGAGGAAUCUAGGACACAUUUCACGAGAAGACACCAGAGAGCCUACGCACGCUGAUUUACCGACUUUUGAAUUUGGAGAACCGGACAAAUCAUUCAAAACGGUAGAAGUUGCAGCAGCAAUCGGCGCAGGAACUGUCAGACCAUUGAUGACGAUCGUUUUUGGUAGUCUUGUCAAUGACUUCAACAGCAGUGGCACAGUUUUAUUCUCACUUGAAAUCACUCGUCAAUUGCAACUUGUGAAGAACGGCUUACCCGAAACUCUCAGGAUUGCUGCUGUGCAAAGCCUGUUUAAACUUUGCAACAGCGUUUAUUAUAGCCUUCACACAAAGCUGGAGGUUAACACUGGCCAUGUACUUAAUCGGGAGCUGCAAAGCCCCGUGAAAGAAGCCCACAGAAAAGCUGUCAUGUUCAUGGCACUCUUUGCCUUCUCUCAAAUUGCUAGUCUUCUUGGUGAGUUUGAAUCAUCCAUGAUGUUUACUUUUGAGACCAAAACAGCCAAUGGGAAUCCAGAGAUGGCGAGCGUCUAA
This is a messenger RNA of Sclerotinia borealis F-4128, 657 nucleotides long. Lineage: Eukaryota; Fungi; Ascomycota; Leotiomycetes; Helotiales; Sclerotiniaceae. The record is from the annotation of a GenBank genome assembly.